Molecule: messenger RNA, 1102 nt
Organism: Hyaloscypha bicolor E
Lineage: Eukaryota; Fungi; Ascomycota; Leotiomycetes; Helotiales; Hyaloscyphaceae
Exons: 3
Coding region: 1-975 (324 amino acids)
Source: RefSeq, a predicted model, not a curated record
AUGCCUUUCCUGCGUUCUUUGUGGUCUAUUGCCCUCCUUGUAUACGCCUUUGAAACUUCCAUUGGCGUGGAAUUCGCACCAACUGCCACUUGGGCCACACUGCAGAGUUCAGCUCUUGGCUGGGCCAAUCUGCCUACCAUUACUGCAGGAGCUUCCCAUGCAGAAUUGAAGGCGAGGGCCUCAAAUGAGCAGAAUCCCAUUUGCGGUUGGAUUGGGGGAAAUGGAGCUUCGGCAGUAAGUUGUGGUGCUGACUUCUACUGUGCGACGGCGAGUACGUAUGUCGGCUGCUGCGCAAGCACCAGCUGUGCCGGGGUUGUGACAACAUGUUACGACCUCUUGGGUGCGGUAUGUGAUGCUGCUUGUCAACACGAUAUUGGCAAUCUGGUUUGUUCUUCCACACUUCCAUACUGCGCGACGUAUAAUUACGAAGGUGGAUCGGUGGGUUAUGGCUGCGCUGUUGCGAGAGGCUACACGGUCUCCGUCCUCCUGAGCACGACGACCAGCGAUGGCGGCCGACUCACAACCUCUUCACCAACCUCUUCACCAACCUCAGCAGCUGCCUCCUCGACCUCCGCCGCGUCUUCCACAUCAACGACAGCGGCCUCAAGGGGUUCGAAUAAGAGCGGAUUGGGGGGCGGUCCAAUUGCCGGGAUCGUGAUCGGUAGCAUCGCUGGGAUUGCUUUGGUCGCCUUCUUGCUCCUCCAAAUUCGUCGCAAACACCGCCAAGAAAUUCAAGCGCUCCGACAGCAGCAGCAUCCUUUCCCGCUGCAAGACAGGGGAAGUUAUGCAAGCCAACCGUACUCACCUGGAAGUGCGUACUAUGACCAGAAUAAAGAGGGCUUCAUUCCCGCCUCGCCCCCAAUGAGCGACACAAUGGGCUCGCCUCAUGCCUCGGUCUUCAACCGCCCUCCCAAUUAUAUGGGCCCGACGAUCGCGGAAAUGGCGACAGACGAGCAUACAAGAGCGAGGCCAUGAGCAUAAGAAACCACAACUGUAGAGGAUGGAAUGGUAGCUUGAGGCGUUCUGGUAUUGUGAUGUAUCUUCGGUGCCUUUGUGUAGAUAUGCAAUGAAUCUGGGAACAAGGUCUCGGUAGGGCGGAUUU